GCCCGAGCACUUUGAACGAUGCCUCUUUGCGGUAGCCAGCGAAGCGCACAGAAAGCGGCUACAACCUCAGGCCUGAUCCUUUCCAAGGCUCUGCUUGUUCGAGGGCUUCUUUCCCGGCGCUGGCGAGGCUCCCUCCUUCCCAGGCAAAGAGGCGAGCCGGGGGUGGAAUCGACCCGGCUCAGCGCAGCACUGAGGCUCGCUCGCUUUGCGGCAGUGCAGGGAGGCGUGCGCCUGAUGCAAUCCGGCUGUCAUAGGGCGUGAUUUCUCGAGGAGUCACUGGGAAGCCGGAGGGGGAGUUUGAAGGGAAGAGCCCCGCUCGCUGCUGGCUUGGGAGCAACCAUGUCUGCGGUGAUAAUUGAGAAGACAGGCAGGCUGGCCUUGGGAGAGGUGUAUGUCUCCGAUCUAGAAGGAUGCGACUGCACAGGCGAUGGAACGAAGGACAAACCUUUCAAAACAGCUUUGAAGGCUUUGCUGACUGUGGGAAAGGAGCCGUUUCCUACAAUCUACGUGGACUCCAGUAAAGAAAAUGAGAGAUGGGAUGUUAUUUCCAAGACUCAGUUCAAGAACGUCAGGAAACAGUGGCAGAGAGAACUGACAAAAACCGAAGCUCGAGAAAAAAAAGAGGCGGAAGACGCGUUGCGACGUGAAAAGAACUUGGAGGAAGCAAAGAAGAUUGUCAUUGAGAAUGAUCCCAGCCUUCCAGAGCCCAAAUGUGUAAAGAUUCGUUCUCUAGAGGCCCACAGAGGGGAGAGAGUGAAGGUUUUUGGCUGGGUCCACAGAUUACGGCGGCAAGGAAAAAAUUUGAUGUUUAUUGUGUUACGGGAUGGCACAGGCUUUCUUCAAUGCGUCUUGACGGAUGAACUGUGCCAGUGUUACAAUGGAGUGCUGCUCUCCACCGAGAGCACCGUUGCCGUCUAUGGAACGCUCAGCCUCGUCCCUGAAGGCAAGCAGGCUCCCGGAGGCCACGAGCUGUCCUGCGACUAUUGGGAGCUCAUCGGCCUGGCUCCGGCCGGUGGAGUCGAUAACUUGGUCAACGAAGAGUCGGACGUGGACGUGCAGCUGAACAACCGUCACAUGAUGAUUCGAGGGGAUACCCUGACCAAAAUCUUGAAGGUGCGCUCCAUGGUGGUCCAGUGCUUCCGGGACCACUUCUUCGACCGGGGCUAUUAUGAAAUCACCCCACCAACGUUAGUCCAAACACAAGUUGAAGGAGGAUCAACUCUGUUCAAAAUGGACUAUUUUGGGGAAGAGGCGUAUCUGACGCAGUCGUCCCAGCUGUACCUGGAGACCUGCAUCCCGGCCUUGGGGGACACGUUUUGUAUUGCUCAGUCAUAUCGAGCGGAGCAGUCUCGGACACGCAGGCAUCUGGCUGAAUACACACACAUCGAAGCUGAGUGUCCUUUCAUGACCUACGAAGACCUCUUGAACCGUUUGGAGGACCUUGUGUGCGACGUGGUGGACCGAGUCCUGAAAUCGCCUGUGUCGGCCUUGGUGUACGAGCUCCACCCGGAAUUUGAGCCCCCCAAGCGACCCUUCAGGCGAAUGAACUACGCAGACGCUGUUGUGUGGCUCAAGGAACACGAUGUGAAGAAGGAAGACGGCACCUAUUACGAAUUUGGAGAAGAUAUCCCGGAGGCGCCAGAGAGACACAUGACAGAUACCAUUAACGAGCCGAUCCUGUUGUGUCGAUUUCCGGCUGAGAUUAAGUCCUUCUACAUGCAGCGCUGCCCGGAGGAUUCCCGCCUUACCGAAUCGGUUGACGUCUUAAUGCCCAAUGUUGGUGAGAUUGUCGGAGGCUCAAUGCGUAUUUGGGACAGUGAGGAGCUGCUGGCUGGGUACAAGAGAGAAGGCAUUGAUCCUACGCCAUAUUACUGGUAUACGGACCAGCGCAAAUUUGGCACCUGCCCUCAUGGAGGCUACGGUUUGGGCUUGGAAAGGUUCCUGACCUGGAUUCUGAACCGGCAUCAUAUUCGGGAUGUGUGUCUCUACCCACGCUUUGUCCAGCGCUGCAAACCCUAAUCAGAGUCUUCAGGAUAAACUGUAGCCUAGCAAAACCCUGUCCAUAAAAAUGUGAAGACUGCAUUUCAUACUUCUACAAUCUGCGUUCAAAUAAGAACAAAUAAUCAUUUCCCUUUCUCAAAAGAAAAUGUCUUUACGGUUGGUGUUAAAUUGAAGUCGGGUGGCUUUUAAAAUUAAUUAUUCCUGGCCAGUCCCUCUUGCCCAUCAUUUGGAGAUCUGAGCUUACAGUCCUAGAUUAAUUUCUAGUUUAAACAAACGUUUAAACUUUCCUUUACUUGUUAUGUGUACAUCCUACAUAAAAGAAUCAGAGUAUUUAAUUACUUUCCAGUGAAAAGAGCUGGAUUUGGGAAUUUGAUUUUUGGGUUUGGGCAAUACCUAUAAACUAUUGGAUACGUGCAUUUUUUGCAAAUGUGAAAUUGAUUGUGAGUGCAAGAUCUGUAUGUAUUAGAAUGUUAAAAUAGCAUUGUGUUUACUGGUAAAGAGCAUUCAACC
Molecule: messenger RNA, 2511 nt
Organism: Eublepharis macularius
Lineage: Eukaryota; Metazoa; Chordata; Lepidosauria; Squamata; Eublepharidae
Product: asparagine--tRNA ligase, cytoplasmic
Exons: 15
Coding region: 340-2019 (559 amino acids)
Biological process (GO): asparaginyl-tRNA aminoacylation
Cellular component (GO): cytoplasm
Molecular function (GO): ATP binding; nucleic acid binding; asparagine-tRNA ligase activity
Source: RefSeq, a predicted model, not a curated record